This is a messenger RNA of Aspergillus ochraceoroseus IBT 24754, 1574 nucleotides long. RefSeq names its product RTA1 domain-containing protein. NCBI's taxonomy places the organism in Eukaryota, Fungi, Ascomycota, Eurotiomycetes, Eurotiales, Aspergillaceae. Gene Ontology annotation, cellular component: plasma membrane; fungal-type vacuole. The coding region runs from base 484 to 1230 and encodes 248 amino acids. The transcript has 3 exons. The record is from RefSeq and is a predicted model, not a curated record.
CUUCCCAGUGCCUUGCCCAGGCUACGCGGUCCCAUUCCUGCAAAUUUUAUGUUGCGCCCUGCAUGGGUUUGUUGUAAACUCAACAACUCGUUCAUUUUACUCAGUGUAGUUGGUUUUCUGCGAGAAACGCAGCGAUUCUUUUAUUGAGAAUUAUAUAUCUCAUUUCUGGGGAGUGGACGAGAGUCUUCCGCCUUUUUUCCCGUCGACCCCUCGAGACACCUUCGAUCAGCGCGCGUUGACCUGUCAAUAUUCCCUCUUCGGGCAAGCGAGAAGUAUCUGUUUCCCAACUGUCGACUGCUACUUUCCAUCAACAUGUCGCAUCACAACAGUACAAUUCCUUAUGAAGUCAGGAAAGCGGUGCUCACGGGAUGCCACCCUCUCAUUGAAGGGCUUAACCCUGCCUAUAGCUACCAGCCGUCGCUCGCGGCGGGCAUUACUUUCCUGGUCCUCUUUGGCCUCUCCAUGCUGCUUCACACAGUCCAAAUGAUCUGGAAAAGAACAUGGUGGUGCGCCGUGUUCAGCGUCGGCUGUAUCUCGGAGAUCCUCGGCUGGGCAGCACGAACAUGGUCUGCCGAGUGCCCGUAUAACAGCACUGCUUUCCUGAUCCAGAUUUCUACCCUGAUCAUCGCCCCCACCUUCUUUACAGCAGGAGUCUACAUCUUGCUUGGCCGGUUCAUCCAAAUCCUCGGCCGCGACUCCUCAGCCCUAAGCCCCAGACUCUACCUCUGGAUCUUCGUCACCUGCGACAUCGUCUCCCUUGUUGUUCAGGCCAUUGGCGGCGGCAUGGCCUCCUCUGCCGCAAAUCAAGAAAACGGCAACACCGCCCCCGGAACCAACACGAUGGUCGCCGGUAUUAUCUUCCAAAUGGCCUCGAUCACAAUUUUCGUCGCUUGCGCCGCCGACUUCAUCCGCCGGACCCUCCGUCGCCGCCUCCUCCAGUCCAUGACCGGUAGCAUCGUGCCCCUUCUCGCAGCCAUGAUUUUCUCCGUCGUGUGCAUCUACAUCCGAAGUAUCUACCGUACCAUUGAGCUCCUCCAGGGUUGGUCAGGGUAUUUGAUUACGACAGAACGGUUCUUCAUCGCCCUCGAUGGAGCAAUGAUGGUUCUUGCUGUUGGAGUAUUCAACAUCUUCCAUCCCGGUUGGUUACUCCCAGAUGCGCAUGCGCAGGGCUCAUUCCGUCGAAAGGACUCCUCCGAUGAUGGGAAUGGGAUGAGUACUGAGUUGCUUUAAAAACAGUAACAUUCCUUGACUUUUCCUUUUUUUUUUUUUUUUUGGUUUCCCCGUCCUCUCUCGAUCUCUAGCACUGGACCUUUCUCCCGCUUAUUUGAUAUCUAUCCUCCUCCUCCUCCUAUCUACUUACGACAUUAUACAUAUAUCUGCUGCGCCAUUCUUGGUUGGGUUCGUUAUUAGUAUGUCAACCUUGUUUGCAUCGUUGGAUAGCAUAUAUACAUUUCCUUUUUUUUUUUUUCCCUAUCCCUAUUUGUUACGUGUAUAAUGAUAGUUACACCUGAAUGAGCUUCUGCACCCAUUACAUAGAAUGAUAAGAUUUACAAAUUUAGAUUAAAAGUUUGAAG